Molecule: messenger RNA, 207 nt
Organism: Dentiscutata erythropus
Lineage: Eukaryota; Fungi; Glomeromycota; Glomeromycetes; Diversisporales; Gigasporaceae
Source: the annotation of a GenBank genome assembly
AUGUUUUUCGUGAUCCUCUUUUUCAUCCUCGCCGACAAUUGUAGUCGUGAUGAUGAUUGUAGGAAUAAUAUUUGUCGUCUUGUAGAUACCGAUAAACGAAACACAUGUCAAAAUUCCGACAAAAGACCAUCUGAUGCUGAUUGUCUAGAAAACGCUGCAUGCAAAUCUGGCCAUUGUAUCGGUGCUUUUAUUGGUGAAGAUGGGGAG